UGAUGGGAGUUGUAGUCCAACAACAACUGGGAUGAGACGGUUGAGCUGGGUAGGAAAGUGCUGAAAGAACAGCCGAUGGCAAAGGAACGGGGUGGGGUGGGGGAGUAGCAGGGGCGGCUCUCUGCCCCCCCCCACUUGCCUUCACAUCAAUGUGGGGCAGGCGGGCCAAGCCAGUGCUCUGGGGGUGGGGGCUUGCUCUGCCUUCUUCCCUCCCCCCUAGUCCUGAGUCACCUCCAGCCAGGACAGCCAGACCUCUCCUCCACUCCUCUGCUGCCAGGAACGUGGUGCCCCAUCUUGGCCUCCGGACUGCAGCCGCUCUGCCUCCAGGAGCAGCAGACUGGGGGACGUGCUCAGCCAGGCCUUGCCCUUUCCAGCUCCUCCGGUCCUGGGAUAUUUUUAGUGCCCAGGGGAGUCCGGGAGGGAAAGGGGGCCAGGCGGGGGAGGCCAGACAGGGGGUCACUUGGAGUUCUUCUCUCCCAGACUCCUCCCCACCCAGCCAGGCCGCCACGACUCGGCAAGUCCGAUGCCCACGGAGUUCCCAGCAAGCCCUGGGUUGGAGCAUCGCUCCAGAACCAGAGUUCCAAGGAAUGCCUGGGAAGACUCGAUCUCUGGAGAAAGGAGGGUGGUGGGUAUUCCGAGGGCCCCUUCGACCCGGCCAGGUCCCCCUUCAGCCACCCUGCCAAGCAGGCAGCCAGGCCUUUCAAGGCAGGCGUGUCUGGGUGGUGGGGGAACUCGAGUCCAUGUUUCUGCAGAAUCAGGAGCCGGGGGGAGGGCAGCUUUUCUCGAACAGAGAUCGCAGCCUCGGGUGGGUCUCCGGUUGUGGUGGUGGUUGGGCUAUCACCCGCCCCUCCCAUCAUCUCCUGAUCACAACGGCCAUUGUGGCAGGGCAUGAUGGGAGUUGUAGUCCAGCCACAUCUGGGGAGGACCCAAGGAUGAGAACCCCUGCUUUAGAGGGAUGAACAGAAGGGUGCGGUUUUGCAAUGGUGGGCAUAGAAGGCCUGGCAGGUUCUGAGGCUGGGCUGCCUCCGCGAGCCUCUGAACUGCCCCCCUCCCCCUCCCCCACCUGCCUCUGCUGUCCUGCUCCAAAAGGCUCCUUCCUCCUCGUGAAGGUCUCUGGUCAGUCCAGGCAAGAUACCUUUGCAAGACCUGAGCCAAGCAAGCUGUGAGCCCUCCGCUCCUCGGCCAGUUAUCAGAAGCGAAAUAAGUCCUGCAGAACCUGAGCUGAGCACUGCCGGCUUUGCUCCUGGUGCCCAGCACCUCGUGGCCAUCAUGGAGCGUACUGGGACUCCAACACGGGGGGGGGGGGAGAGCUGAGGGAAGCUUCUGCUGGCACCGCAGUAGAAGCCGCCUCUUCUGUGUGGGCAUUUGGCAACCUGUGUCGUGUGGCCCAGGUGGCAGCACGGGCAAGGUCCGGGUCUGCUUCCCGGGCUGCCCGCCUCCCUCCCUCCCACCCACCUCUCACUCCCUUCUCUCCCCUCGGGUCCUUCCCCCUUGAGAGAGGAAGCAGAAGGGGGGGGAGGCUGGUGGUGGAGGAGAUUGCCUUGGGCAUGUGAUGUCAACGCCAAGGGAGCCUUUCUGGGGCUGGGGUUUCCGGGCCUGCUGGGAGGCUGCCUGGCCUUGGCCGGCGGGGGCCCCCCAGCAGCAGGGCUAUAAGAGCCGUCCCUCUCCUGCUGGUCGCUGGGCAGCCUUGGGGAGGGACGAGCAGAGGCCGCAGAGGGUGCUGACUUGGGGGUCCUCUCCGGUGGCAGCGGCAGCGGCAGCGGAGAUGGGGGCCCACAGCCGGCUGAGGCCUUGCUCCGCUCACCGCAGCCUUUCUCGCUCCUUCUGGCUGGGGCGGCCCUGCCUCUCGGUGGCCCCAGCCGUGGCCACGGAGCCGGCCCCUUCCAAGGCACUGCCCUUCGAGGCCAUCCCACACAACGGCCACAACGCCUGGCUCAACCUCUACCAGUUCUGGAGGAGCAACAGCUUCCAGAACUUCCACCUCGUCAUGCAAAGGAACUUCCAGAGCCUGGGGCCCAUCUACAGGGAGAGGGUCGGCACCUACGACUGCGUCAAUGUGCUCCUGCCCCAGGAUGCGGCCCAGCUCUUCCAGUCCGAGGGCGUCUUCCCCCGCCGGAUGGGCAUUGAGUCGUGGGUCGCCCACCGCACGCUGAGGAACCACAAGUGCGGCAUCUUCCUCUUGAAUGGGGAGGAGUGGCGUUCGGACCGGCUGGUCCUCAACAAGGAGGUGAUCAGUCCUCUGGGCACCCGCAAGUUCCUGCCCUUCCUCAACACGGUGGCCGAGGACUUUGUGGACUUCAUGCACCGGAAGGUCAGGAAGAACACCCGCCGCUCGCUGACCGUUGACCUCUACCACGACCUCUUCCGCUACACCCUGGAAGCCAGCAGCUAUGCCGUCUAUGGGGAGCGGCUGGGCCUUCUGGAGGAGAGCCCCAACGCGGAGUCUCAGCAGUUCAUCAGUGCGGUGGAGACCAUGCUCCGGACCACGCUGCCCCUGCUCUUCAUCUCGCCAGGCAUCAUGCGCUGGGUCAACAACAAGCUCUGGCAAGACCACAUGGACGCCUGGGACACCAUCUUCAAGCACGCUGACAAAUGCAUCCAGAACAUCUACCAGGAGUUCUGCCUGGGGCAGCCACGCAAGUAUUCUGGGAUCAUGGCCGAGCUGCUCCUGCAGGCAGAGCUGCCCCUUGACUCCAUCAAGGCCAACAUCACAGAGUUCACGGCAGGCGGGGUGGACACGACAGCCAUGCCCCUGCUCUUCACCCUCUUUGAGCUGGCCCGCAACCCACAAGUCCAGACGGCCAUUCGGGAAGAGAUCCAGGCUGCCCAGGCCCAGGGGCCGAGUGAGCUCUCCAAGGUGCUGAACUGCCUGCCGCUACUCAAGGGGGCGAUCAAGGAGACUCUGAGGCUCUACCCUGUGGGCAUUACUGUCCAGCGCUACCCGACACGAGACGUGCUGCUUCAGAAUUAUUGUGUGCCGGCUGGCACCUUGUGCCAGGUGGGGCUCUACGCCAUGGGCCGCAGCCCCGAGGUGUUCAGGGAGCCGGAGCGCUACGACCCGAAGCGCUGGCUGCGCAGGGAGGACAACAGCUUCAAGGCCCUGGCCUUCGGCUUCGGGGCCCGGCAGUGCAUCGGCCGACGCCUGGCCGAGUCGGAGAUGAUGCUCUUCCUCAUGCACGUCCUGCGGAACUUCAAAAUUGACACGGUGUCCAAGGCAGACAUUAAGACAGUCUUUGGCUUCAUCCUCAUGCCAGAGAAGCCGCCUCUGCUCACCUUCCGGCCCAUCGACUAGGCAAGGAGCCGCACCUCCCCCUUGGCAUCCUCCUCCAGCAGGUUGACUGGACAAUGGAAGGCCAGACAGAUGGACACACACACACACACACACACACACACACACACACACACACACACACACUCAGACAGCCACGCUGGACCUCCCCCUCCCUUUGCCUCCACCCGCCUUAUCCAGAGGCAUUCCCCCUCCCCUCCUUAGUUUGGGCUGUCCCCAGAUGGCUUUGUUAUGACUAGCCAGCUAGAUUGAGACGUCCGUCCUUGGACAAACCAGCCAGCCAGCCAGCCAGCCAGCCACAGAUGCCCAGCUGGCCAUGCCCAAGGCUUCUCCUUCCCUUUCAUGGCACAAGAAGGUUGUGCUCCACUGAGAACUCCUCCUGGCUGCAUGAUGAGGCUCUUUCCCAUUGAAAUGGGCUUAGGCAGGAGAACGUCCAUGUGGCUUGUGCCUUUCUGGCUCAGUUCUUGUGUCGGGUCCUGGCCUGAGGCAACACUCCCCCCCACACACACACUUAUACAUCAUUAUGGCACACCCAUGGCUGCUCAGAGUGCUGGGUAGGAGGGGGCGGCACGGAGCUCCUGCCCUCCUUCUCACUGUGUGGAGGAUGAGCAACACGGCCCACUUUGCCACCUUGCCGAAGCCAGGUUGUGUGAUCUAGGGCAAGCACUGAAAUUGCACCCCCUGUCCAAACAUCUGACAUCCAUCUUUCAGUUUACUUUACCAUAAUAGCAGCUGAAAAAUACAAGUCAAGCUCAUUAAUCUUUUAAUAUUUCAAAAACUAUUCAGCAGUGGACGUAGCCAGACCAAAAAAUGCUGGAAAACUACAAAUUUCAGUAUGCUGGGGCUCACGAAAUACCCAAAUACUAUGUGGAGGUGUACUUGGAAAACUAAACAGAAGUGCCUGUCUAAUUCUCUACUAUGCAUUGUAGCAUCACUAUUACAUGUUUUAAAAAUAAAUGGAGAAUUUGGCUUUUCCCAGAUACUCUGAAAAUAAUUAAAGGAUAUGCAGAGUUAA
Molecule: messenger RNA, 4304 nt
Organism: Hemicordylus capensis (graceful crag lizard)
Lineage: Eukaryota; Metazoa; Chordata; Lepidosauria; Squamata; Cordylidae
Product: cytochrome P450 11B, mitochondrial-like
Exons: 9
Coding region: 1553-3292 (579 amino acids)
Biological process (GO): cortisol metabolic process; cellular response to peptide hormone stimulus; aldosterone biosynthetic process
Cellular component (GO): mitochondrial inner membrane
Molecular function (GO): corticosterone 18-monooxygenase activity; iron ion binding; steroid 11-beta-monooxygenase activity
Source: RefSeq, a predicted model, not a curated record